Fusarium graminearum PH-1 is the source of this 742-nucleotide messenger RNA. RefSeq lists its product as uncharacterized. Gene Ontology annotation, cellular component: preribosome, large subunit precursor; Las1 complex. The transcript is spliced from 2 exons. The annotation marks the transcript as partial. NCBI's taxonomy places the organism in Eukaryota, Fungi, Ascomycota, Sordariomycetes, Hypocreales, Nectriaceae. Gene Ontology annotation, molecular function: endonuclease activity. The record is from RefSeq and is a predicted model, not a curated record. Gene Ontology annotation, biological process: maturation of 5.8S rRNA; maturation of LSU-rRNA.
AUGGUUCAAUACGUCUUUACGCCGUGGCGCGACCGCUACGAAUUGUUGCUCGUGCGGGAACAGAUGUACACAGGCAUCACAACCAACGCUCGAGAUCCAAAACAGAAGCUGGGACAAGACGCCAGUGGCAGUAGCGAAGACAUGCAAAUACGUCAAGAUAUCGACGACAAAGAAAUGAGGGCACGACAGCACCAAGCGGUUGCGCGUGUAUCGAUGUGGAUGCAGCGAGGAAAUUGCCCUCACCUCAUCGAGUCGACGGCGCUUUUGAUGGCUGCCAUGUUGAGUGAUCGAGAGGCAGCCACUAGAGAAAAUGCAGCCUCUUCGGCAUAUGCUAUUCGAGCAACGUAUUCAGCAGCAUUCAGCAGAUUUGUUACCGGCCUCCUCGACAGUCACCAGGAUAAGCAGCGCAAGCAGAGCAUGUACUCAGUCGCAGACACAAUAGGCCUGCCUGCCACUUUUGUUGAACUACGCCAUCAGUGCACGCACGAGCAGUUACCCUCGUUGGCAAAGCUACGCACAGCGGCCAGAAAAGCGUUGCUGUGGAUCUGGGAUUACCAUUGGAAGCAGCUGGAUGAGGAUAGCAGCGAUCCGUGUCGUAUGGCAAUACUUCGGUAUCUCAAAGAAGGAGAUGCGACUAAAUUGGGGACUAUACUUGACGAUUUUGAGCGUUGGCCCAAGGAGCGUCUACUCAAGACGAUUCAAGAGGUCAGAGGUAGUUUGCCGGGAAACCAAGUGUUUCUUA